AUGUAUAUGGUAGUUAUACCAGAGGAUCUUCUUGUUUGUGGAUUAACAGAAGUAGACAACAAUGGUCGCGAUGUAAAGCUCGAACGUGGACGACCAGAGCCGCUCUACCAGCUGGUCGCCGCACUCGACGUUGUGACUUGCAUAAGAACUAAAAUGAUCAGUUUAACGAGGGUUGGCCACCUGAAGCCCUCUUUCAUGGCAUUGGCGACUAGGAGACAGUCAACACAGAAUGUCUUUGCUGUAAUCAUGGGCGGUGGGGUUGCCGGAAGCUCCGUUGCUUAUCACCUCACCAAGAGGAAUAUCAAGGACGUUCUACUCCUAGAGAAAGAAGAGGUGGCCACCCCUACAGGUACUUCGUUUCACUCACCUGGACUCGUUUCUGCUAGUCACCCAGCAAAUCGUUAUAAACCUAUUCUCGCAUAUUCUGUUGAACUGUAUAGCAAACUUCAAGAAGAAACUGGAGAGACUAUAAACUUCGAGAGAACUGGAACACUUCGUCUUGCUACUAACCCUACUCGGCUCCAAGAAUUUAAACGAUAUGUGGCCAGAGAUUAUUACAAGGAAGGAGAUGCCUGCAAAACAUCUCUUCUUUCACCUGAGGAGACAGCUGAGCUCGCUCCUAUUGUAGACGUCAAGCAGGUUCUUGGCGCAUUGUACACAACCAAUGACGGCAUGGUUUCCGCAUCAGGAUUAAAUCGUGCUUUAGUCGCAGGAGCGAAAGCGGGCGGCGUGCAAGUGGUAAACUCUGAACCAAAGUCUGUCCGUUACGACAAGGAGAAAGGUUGUUGGCAUGUGGAGUUAGCUAAUGGAAUGAGUGUGACUACCAGAAAUUUGCUUAAUGCUGGAGGAAUCUGGGCAAAUGACAUUGCUCGUCUUUCUGGUCAUGAAUUGCCUAUGGUUAUCGCUGAACAUCAGUACGCUUAUCUAACGCCUAAUUCACCUUCUCUUGCUAACAUCCCUGCAAUAAUUGAUCAUGAUAGCACUUUCUACGUGCGUAAAUAUGGCGACAGUUACAUCUUUGGCGGGUUUGAGCCAAUAGAGAAAGUCGUUUUCAGAGAAGAUUGGUUUCGCAAAGGGGUACCGAAAGAGGGCUCCCGUGCCAUAAAACCAGAGUUUUCGAGGUUAGAGGAGGCAUAUAACCGUGCAUGCGAGCUUGUUCCCUCUAUACGAGAUGCGAAAGUUGAAGCAAAGGCUGCUGUGUUUAGCAUGACUCCAGACGGCUACCCCCUGGUGGGUCCGUUCGAUAAAAACUACUGGCUGUCAACUGGGUUCCUCGAUGGAGUAAGCAGUGGAGGUGGAAUAGGAAGAUAUCUUGCUGAUUGGAUAGUGGAUGGAGAACCUCCUUUGGAGCUGUUUGACACUGAUGCGAGUAGAUAUGACAGAUGGGCAACACGACAAUUUAUUUUGGAAAAGAGUAGAGAAACUUACUCUAUGUACUAUAAUUGGUCCUACACGAAUCGGCUUGGUGCUAGGCCCACUGAUCGCGUUAGUGGAGUUUAUGGACGUCUUAAAAGGGACAAAGAAGGAAUGCUGUCUACACUUACUCGUGAAUACCAAAUGGUUGCUAACAAGUGUGGGGUUAUUGACAUGUCUUGGAAAGGAAAAAUUGAAGUGAAAGGAGAGGAUUCCGAAGCGCUUCUGGAUUAUGCUAUUUGCACUCAGGUUCCUCCUCUCGGCAAGAUUGGAUCUGGCUUGAUGUUAACUCGCCAUGGUCGAAUGUUUGCCCCUUUAAAGAUUUUCCAUCAUGACAACACUCGCUCGGCUUUCAUUAUUCUUACUGAACCAGAAAGGGAAAGUAGAGAUAUUUAUUGGCUACGGCGUGCUGCGUCCGAAAAGAAGUUCAAUGUGCAGGUGAACUGUGUGUCUGAGUACCUUGCCUCUCUUGCUCUAGUGGGUCCAAACAGCAGACAGCUACUUUCUGAGCUUACCAAAUCAAAUGUGUCUGAAGAAGGGUUUCCCCAGCGUUCCACUCGUUUGAUGCGCCUCGGCACAGUUGCAGUUGUAUGUGCUCGCAGUUCUACAUCUACAGGACAACUCAGUUUUGAGCUUUUCCAUAACAGAGCUGACUCCGCCAAACUUUAUCAAGAAAUUAUGCGUGCGGGUGCGCCUUACGGAUUGGUCAAUUUUGGUCAAGCUACAUUGAACAUGAUGAGGCUUGAACACGGAUAUAAAGUUUGGGGUCGAGAACUUACUUUGGACACAAAUCCGUUCGAAUGUGGAUUGGGAGCUCUUGUUGACUUCACCAAAGAAGAGUUCAUUGGUAGACCUGCAGCGAUCGAGUUAUCCAAGCAGUCGUAUGACCGUCGUCUCGCUCUCCUCACCUUCGAUCCUGCUGAUAAUCCUCAGGUGCCUAUUGAGUGGAGUAAUCUUCCGUUCGGGAAUGAAGUUGUUCGUCGUGAAGGCCAAGAGGAGCGUAUUGGUCAGAUCACAUCAGGCUCCUAUAGUGUGCGUCUCCACCGACCAAUUGCUUUCGCAUGGAUUGGGACCGAUGUUCGACCCGACGAGCGGCUGACAGUGGAUAUAGGAUUCGAGCGCCGUUUGGUGGGCACCACCCUGGAGAGCAUCCCACAUAUUCCUAUUCACUAG
Molecule: messenger RNA, 2586 nt
Organism: Necator americanus (New World hookworm)
Lineage: Eukaryota; Metazoa; Nematoda; Chromadorea; Rhabditida; Ancylostomatidae
Exons: 22
Coding region: 1-2586 (861 amino acids)
Cellular component (GO): mitochondrial matrix; cytoplasm; mitochondrion
Molecular function (GO): protein binding; dimethylglycine dehydrogenase activity
Source: RefSeq, a predicted model, not a curated record